This is a messenger RNA of Dipodomys ordii (Ord's kangaroo rat), 1978 nucleotides long. RefSeq names its product exocyst complex component 3-like 4 (gene Exoc3l4). The record is from RefSeq and is a predicted model, not a curated record. Gene Ontology annotation, molecular function: SNARE binding. NCBI's taxonomy places the organism in Eukaryota, Metazoa, Chordata, Mammalia, Rodentia, Heteromyidae. Gene Ontology annotation, cellular component: exocyst. The transcript has 11 exons. The coding region runs from base 98 to 1978 and encodes 626 amino acids. Gene Ontology annotation, biological process: exocytosis; exocyst localization.
AGAGCGCCCAGCCGGGGCCGGACACUGCGGGAGGCCGUCUCCAGGGUCCCUUCUGCCUGGGCCCAGCAUCUGCCCACUCCGCAGCUCUCCUGCAACCAUGAUGCCAUCGCCGCGGCCAGUGAGCCCUGGGCCAGAGCCCCAGAGCCCCAGGGAGCCCCAGACCGCCGUUCAGGGCUGCCAGCGGACAAGCAGCGUGGACGGACGUGACACCCCCCGGGAGGGCGCCCGGAAGCUGGGCCUGGGCACGUGGAAACGCGCCUUCUCCUGGGCCAGCCAGCACUCGCGAGCUGCCAGCGGGGACCCGGGGCCGCGCAGGCACAGCUCCCUGUUCCGGUCCUUCCGGCGGUCCCUGGAGGAAGGCCCUGCUGCCGGCCAGCCCCAGGGCGCCACUGUGCCAGAGGAGCCCACGGGAGCUGUGGAUGGUGCUGGCCGACAGCCCUCCGCUGGUCCCAGGCCGGAGGUGCUGGAGUCCCAGACAGAAGGCAAAUCCGUGGCCGACCUCAUCACAGAGCGGCAGCUGCUGGCAGCCUUCGAACAGCUGCAGCAGCUGGAGGCGCAGCUGGUGGCCGAGAAGGACUCGCACACCUAUGAGCAGGACCCCACGGCCUUUGCGCGCCGCGCCAUGGACGUGUGCCUGCACUACGACGCGCUGGCAGCCGAGAUCCGCGCCAUCGUGCGCGAGACGCUGGGCCCCGAGGGGGUGGACGCAGACGCUCUGGCCCAGGCGGCCAGGGUGGUGCAGGCCGAGGCCGAGGCCCACCCGGCACCGCGGGAACACAUCCUGGCCAUCCUGGCCCUGCGCAGACUGGGCCGCAGUCGGAACCAGAGUCUCCUGCAGCACGCGCAGAACCUGCUGCGGACCACGGGGUCCACGCGGGGUCACGUGCUCUUUGAGGAGAUCGAGGUGUCCACCUCCAUGGAUGUGCUGAUGGACAAGCAGCUUCUCCUGCGUGCCCCACACAGCCUCCUGGUUGGGUUCACGGGUGCCGUGGGCCAGAUUGCACCCAGAUUUCCCCCAGAGCCCCAGCCGCCACUGGCCCUCACCAAUCUCCCUGCCCCCGCCGAGCAUCUGGCCCUACUGGAGCCCUUGGCCGGGCUCCGCUGUGCCCCCAGCCAGCAGUCUGAGUCACCCCAGUGUCCUUGCCCGGUGUGGCGGCCGGGGUCCCCCCCAGUGCUCAGCAGGCCUGGAGGAAUGGGGGACGCCUCUGUGCAGGGGGACACCUCAGUGCUGGACUGUGGCUCCUGGUACACCUGCCCAGAUGGCGGCAGGGGGCUGGAGGGGGCUCCCAAGGAGAAGGGAAGUGCAGCCAGCUCUGCCCCUGUGUCCCCGGGGAAUGGCUGUGGCUGGCGCCUGCCCAGCCCCCUCAUGAUGCUGUUCUGCACACAGCGCGUGCAGGGCGCCGGCCUGGAGGGCACCGGCGACGCCGUGGGCCCCGAGGGCGUGCAGGGCCUGGCCCAGCUCCUGGCCCAGCUGGGCAGCUCGGUCCGCGGAGACCUGCAAAAGGUGCGGCAGGAGGUGCAGCCCGCGUACCCGGCCGGCCUACCCGUGUGGGAGGCCUACCUGCGCGCCUUCCACAGCGCCGUGGCGCAGCGCCUGCAGGGCCUGGCCCGCCGCGCCCGCGGCUGCGAGCAGCUCUACCUGCUGCUGGACUGGGCGGCCAACGUGUACGGCAGCCCCGACUUCCUGGGCACCCCAGACUUGGCGCUGCCCGCGGAGCCGCUGCCCCCGCUCCUAGCGCCCGAGGUGUGGGCGCGGCUGGAGAGCGACUACACCAGCUUCCUGGAGGUGCGGCCGGGCCGGCCGAGGGGCCGGAGAGAGGUUCGGGCAGGUGGCACCAUGGCUACAGGUUAUGCCAGUUACCAGCAGGUCAGGCAGGGGCCCGUGGCCACGGGUCGCGCCAGCUUACCGCACCUCAGGUUCGGCUCUGCUUCCCUCUCUCGGCCCUGCCUCUCUGGAUGGGGUGACGAGAAAAGCUAG